Lathyrus oleraceus (garden pea) is the source of this 1914-nucleotide messenger RNA. RefSeq names its product adenosylhomocysteinase. The transcript is spliced from 2 exons. Lineage: Eukaryota; Viridiplantae; Streptophyta; Magnoliopsida; Fabales; Fabaceae. Bases 167 to 1624 code for a protein of 485 amino acids. Gene Ontology annotation, cellular component: cytosol. The record is from RefSeq and is a predicted model, not a curated record. Gene Ontology annotation, biological process: L-methionine cycle. Gene Ontology annotation, molecular function: adenosylhomocysteinase activity.
AGUAGAUUAAUCUCAACCAUAACACGAGAGAAAAUAAGCUUCGUUCAUUUGAGUCAUUCAAACCUAUUUAUACUCAAACCUCCCCCACUCUCAAACACACACUCUCAUUCUCUUCUCUUCUAUUCCUUACCAUAAUCUCUCUUUCUCUCCCCACAUUUCUUCCAAAAUGGCGUUGCUGGUUGAAACCACCACAAGCGGCCGUGAAUACAAAGUGAAAGACAUGUCUCAGGCCGAUUUCGGCCGUCUCGAAAUCGAGCUGGCCGAAGUCGAAAUGCCUGGUCUCAUGUCAUCCCGUGUUGAAUUCGGACCCUCCCAGCCCUUCAAAGGCGCCAAAAUCACCGGUUCCCUCCACAUGACGAUCCAAACCGCCGUCCUCAUCGAAACCCUAACCGCUCUCGGCGCCGAAGUCCGCUGGUGUUCCUGCAACAUUUUCUCCACACAAGAUCACGCCGCUGCCGCCAUCGCCCGCGACAGUGCCGCGGUCUUCGCGUGGAAAGGUGAAACUCUCCAGGAGUAUUGGUGGUGCUCUGAACGCGCUCUUGAUUGGGGUCCUUCCGGUGGACCAGAUCUCAUUGUUGACGAUGGUGGUGAUGUCACUCUUUUGAUCCAUGAAGGUCUUAAAGCUGAACAGCUUUUCGAGAAGAAUGGUACGUUGCCUGAUCCUUCUUCCACUGAUAAUGCUGAAAUGCAGAUCGUUUAUACCAUUAUCAGAGAUGGAUUGAAAACCGAUCCAAAGCGUUACCACAAGAUGAAGGAUAGAAUUGUUGGUGUCUCUGAAGAAACUACCACUGGUGUUAAGAGGCUUUAUCAGAUGCAGGCUAAUGGUUCCCUUUUGUUCCCUGCUAUCAAUGUCAAUGACUCUGUUACCAAGAGCAAGUUUGACAACUUGUAUGGUUGCCGUCACUCACUUCCCGAUGGACUCAUGAGAGCUACUGAUGUGAUGAUUGCCGGAAAGAUUGCUGUUGUAUGUGGUUACGGAGAUGUUGGCAAGGGUUGUGCUGCCGCCUUGAAACAGGGUGGUGCUCGUGUGGUCGUGACUGAGAUCGAUCCAAUCUGUGCACUUCAAGCACUCAUGGAAGGUCUACAAGUUCUCACUCUUGAGGAUGUUGUCUCUGAGGCUGAUAUUUUCGUUACCACCACUGGUAACAAAGACAUUAUCAUGGUCAGUGACAUGAAGAAAAUGAAGAACAAUGCUAUCGUCUGCAACAUUGGUCACUUCGACAAUGAAAUCGAUAUGCAUGGUCUCGAGACAUACCCUGGCGUGAAGCGCAUUACAAUUAAGCCACAGACUGACAGAUGGGUUUUCCCUGAAAACAACUCUGGUAUCAUUGUUUUGGCUGAAGGUCGUUUGAUGAACUUGGGAUGUGCUACCGGUCACCCAAGUUUCGUCAUGUCGUGCUCCUUCACUAACCAAGUGAUUGCUCAGAUUGAGUUGUGGAAAGAAAAGACUUCUGGGAAGUAUGAAAAGAAGGUGUAUGUUUUGCCUAAGCAUCUUGAUGAGAAGGUAGCUUCUCUUCAUCUUAACCAGCUUGGAGCUAAGCUUACCAAGCUUUCCAAAGAUCAGGCAGAUUACAUCAGUGUGCCGGUUGAGGGUCCAUACAAGCCUGCUCACUACAGGUACUGAGAUGAUCAAGGGAUUGUUGAAGAAGGAAAGAAUAAAGAUGAUUCUAUCCGUAUUGUUUUUAAUUCAGUUUUGAAAUAUUUUUGUUUUCUCAUUACAAUUUUUAGAUUUGUGGUAAGAUUGAGAAUUGUUUUGGAUUAUUAUCCUAGAAUCUCAAUUCCACAUUGGGUUGAUGGGUAAGAGAAAGAACACGUAUUGGUUUCUGUUAAAUGAGACCAAUUGGGUAUGAAUAAAGCUUUGGUUGCGGCUGUGUGGGUUAUGAUUGAUUAUUAGAAAAACAUAUACUUACUGUA